AUAUUAGACUAAAAAGUGGGUGAAGGAAGUUGACUGCAUAUUUCUGCUCCUACAUUUCUCUCCUUCGUUUGUCUUCCCUAAAAAUGGAGACAGUUGAUUCCACUCGAGCAUUUGUGAAGAACGUGAAACGAGUGAUUGUCAAGGUUGGGACUGCAGUUGUGACUCGAGCUGAUGGAAGAUUAGCACUUGGAAGAUUAGGAGCGCUAUGUGAGCAGCUUCAGGAUCUUAAUUCACAAGGGUAUGAAGUUAUUUUGGUGACUUCAGGUGCUGUAGGUGUUGGUCGUCAGCGGCUUAGAUAUAGGAAGUUGCUCAAUAGCAGUUUUCUUGAUCUUCAAAAGCCACAAACUGAGCUUGAUGGCAAGGCAUGUGCUGCUGUGGGCCAGAAUGGCCUCAUGGCUCUGUAUGAUUCUUUGUUCAGUCAGUUGGAUGUGACAUCAGCUCAGCUUCUGGUAACUGAUAAUGACUUUAGAGAUCCAGAUUUUAGGAGACAACUCAAUGACACAGUAAAUUCAUUGCUUUCUCUAAAAGUUAUACCUAUAUUCAAUGAGAAUGACGCUAUCAGUACGCGGAGAGCUCCUUAUGAGGACUCUUCUGGAAUAUUUUGGGAUAAUGACAGUCUGGCAGCUCUUCUAGCUUUGGAAUUAAAAGCUGAUCUUCUAGUUCUGUUGAGUGAUGUAGAGGGUCUUUACAGUGGUCCUCCCCGUGAUCCAGAUUCAAAGUUGAUUCACACAUAUAUUAAGGAGACACAUGAGAGAGUGAUUACUUUUGGAGACAAGUCCAGGGUGGGAAGAGGAGGCAUGACUGCCAAAGUAAAAGCUGCUAUGUAUGCUGCUUAUGCUGGCAUUCCUGUUGUCAUAACCAGUGGCUUUGCGACAGAUAACAUCAUUAAAGUGCUGCAUGGGGAACGUAUCGGCACCCUCUUUCAUUGUGAUGCCAAUAAAUGGGCCUCAAUUGGAGAGAUUGAUGCUCGUGAGAUGGCAGUUGCUGCAAGGGAGUGUUCCAGACGGCUUCAGGCACUGUCUUCCCAAGAAAGGAGUAAAAUAUUGCAGGAUAUAGCUGAUGCACUGGAAGCAAAUGAAAAGGCAAUCCUCGCUGAGAAUGAAGCUGAUGUGGUUGCUGCUCAACAGGCCGGAUAUGAGAAGUCUUUGAUAUCUCGGCUGGCUUUAAAGCCAGGAAAAAUUUCUAGUCUUGCAAACUCAGUUCGUGUGCUUGCUAAGAUGGAUGAGCCCCUUGGUCGCACUUUAAAAAGAACGGAGGUUGCUGAUGGAUUCAUCUUGGAGAAAUCAUCAGCUCCGUUAGGCGUUCUAUUGAUUAUUUUUGAGUCACGACCCGAUGCACUUGUACAGAUAGCUUCUCUAGCAGUCCGAAGUGGGAAUGGACUCUUGUUGAAAGGAGGAAAGGAGGCCAAAAGAUCAAACGCCAUCUUACACAAGGUGAUUACCUCAGCCAUUCCUGUAAGUGUAGGUGAAAGGCUUAUUGGACUAGUGACUUCUAGAGAAGAGAUCCCUGAAUUGCUUAAGCAUGAUGAUGUGAUUGAUCUUGUUAUCCCAAGAGGUAGCAAUAAACUUGUUUCUCAAAUCAAGGCAUCAACAAAAAUUCCUGUUCUAGGCCAUGCUGAUGGAAUUUGCCAUGUUUAUGUUGACAAGUCUGCUGACAUGGAUAUGGCAAAGCGCAUUAUUGUGGAUGCAAAAACCGAUUAUCCUGCAGCCUGUAAUGCGAUGGAAACACUUCUUGUGCAUAAGGAUUUGGCACAAAAUGGAGGUCUUAAUGAUCUGAGUGUGGAACUUCAAACAAAAGGGGUUUCUUUAUAUGGUGGACCCAAAGCAAGCUCCCUGCUCAAGAUUCCAGAGGCACGCACAUUUCAUCACGAAUAUAGUUCACUAGCUUGCACUGUGGAAGUUGUUGAAGAUGUAUAUGCUGCGAUAGAUCAUAUACAUCAGCAUGGAAGUGCCCACACCGAUAGCAUCAUUACCGAAGAUCAGGAAGUUGCUGAAGUUUUUUUACGUCAGGUUGACAGUGCUGCUGUAUUUCACAAUGCAAGUACAAGAUUUAGUGAUGGAUUCCGCUUUGGACUUGGUGCAGAGGUGGGCAUUAGUACUGGUCGUAUUCAUGCUCGUGGCCCAGUUGGAGUUGAAGGAUUGCUAACAACUAAAUGGCUUGCAAGGGGAAGUGGACAAAUUGUUGAUGGUGAUAAAUCAAUUGUGUACAGUCACAAAGACCUUACUCAGCAAGGGUGAUUGUCCAGUUGUGUAUUUAGGAAGAUUUUGUAUGGUGCUAUUGGAUGGUGGGUAAAGCAGGUUUGGUGCUUACCCAAAGAUUUUCUGUAUGUUCCAGCCAUGGAGAUAGAUUGACUUGUGAUCAUUUGCAUACACAGGCCAAACACUCUUAAUAUUAUUCUGUAUUAUUUAACAUAGUUAUGUUGUUACAUAGGUUUUAACUUGCAGCCUAAUUUGUCCAAUUAUAAUAAUAUCGAAAUGUGUAUUUCAAAUAAUUAAAAAGACGUUUCAU
Molecule: messenger RNA, 2508 nt
Organism: Solanum verrucosum
Lineage: Eukaryota; Viridiplantae; Streptophyta; Magnoliopsida; Solanales; Solanaceae
Product: delta-1-pyrroline-5-carboxylate synthase
Exons: 20
Coding region: 84-2237 (717 amino acids)
Cellular component (GO): cytoplasm
Molecular function (GO): glutamate-5-semialdehyde dehydrogenase (NADP+) activity; ATP binding; glutamate 5-kinase activity
Source: RefSeq, a predicted model, not a curated record